Molecule: messenger RNA, 1281 nt
Organism: Metarhizium acridum CQMa 102
Lineage: Eukaryota; Fungi; Ascomycota; Sordariomycetes; Hypocreales; Clavicipitaceae
Source: RefSeq, a predicted model, not a curated record
AUGCCUGCAGCUGCAACUCAACCCGCCCCCAAGGGAUCCAAGAAGAAGACCACUGGUGCUGCCAAGCGUCCUGAGUCGCCUGCUCCCAGCAUUGCCGCUGCCGAUUUGUUGGACGAGGAUUUCGAGAGUGCUGACAUCAGGGAGCUGCAAAAGAGCAUUCGUAAUCUCAACAAGAAAAUUACCAAUGCCUCAAAGACCGAUUCCAUUUUGAGCCACGAAGAUAACGCUGGCAAAACUCUUGAGCAAUUGGUCAUCUCAAAGGUCAUCAACCCAGAUCAAAGGGCACAGAUCGAGAAGAAACCUGAGCUCCAGGCCCAGCUUGCUCGGGCCGAGGAGCAGCUCGCACAGCUUCGAAAGGUCCAUGAACAAUACCGUUCACGAGCCGCAAACGAAAAGGCUGAGUGGGAGAAGACGUUGGAGAAGGCCAAGGCAGACGCUGUCAGCGAAGCUGAGGCGAGCUUCCAAAAGUCCUUGAAGGAUAAACUUCUUCUCUUAUCGCAGUUUUUGCGCCUUGCUGCCUACCGCCGUGAGGAAGCUGCCGAUGCCGAGUCGGACGAAAGCCAAGCUAUCGAGGGUGUCCUCUUGGCAAUCUACGCCGGAGACGACUCUGCCGUUGCAUCAAUGUUGAAGCUGGUGGAGGGUACUGAAGACAAGAUUCUCAGCGUGCCAGGAGAGCAAUUGCAGACUACUUAUUCUGUUGUCAAGACACUUGCUCAGGAAUACAAGGCCCCCGUCUACAGUGAGGUGCCAGCCGAAGGAGAGACUGAUGGGGUGGUCACUGACCCUACCGUGGCAAACGUCGCCGCCACUGAGAUCGCAGGUACUGAUGUCUCUGCUUCUCCUGGGGAGAAGAAGGUUGAGGCGAGCAAUGGUCACCCUAAUGCCAAUGUGUCCGACAAUGCCGCCAACGCCGUGGCUGAGAGUCACUGGUCCACCGAGGCCGGUCUCUCUACCUCGCAGGAGUGGGCAGAUGUGAAAACCUCACGAGACCUUAUCGAGACUGAUACUGGCCUGACUGCCACGCCAGCCGUGUCUGGAAAUACGCAGUCUUGGGCGGACGAGCAGCCCGAGCCUACUAAGCCUUCUGAUGGUAAUGAUGGAUUCCAUCAGGUCCAGCGUAACAAGGGUCGUCAGGAGCGUGAAGGAAAUGGCAAUUUGCGCGGUCGAGGUGGUCACCGUGGUGAGCACCGCGGCCGUGGCGGUCACCGCGGCGAAGGGCGCGGACGUGGUCGAGGUCGUGGUGGGAUGUCCUCUCGCCCCCGACGAAACGAAGAGUCCUAG